Pelobates fuscus (common spadefoot toad) is the source of this 1708-nucleotide messenger RNA. Its product is annotated as dimethylaniline monooxygenase [N-oxide-forming] 2-like. The transcript has 9 exons. The coding region runs from base 58 to 1659 and encodes 533 amino acids. Lineage: Eukaryota; Metazoa; Chordata; Amphibia; Anura; Pelobatidae. Gene Ontology annotation, molecular function: flavin adenine dinucleotide binding; NADP binding; N,N-dimethylaniline monooxygenase activity. The record is from RefSeq and is a predicted model, not a curated record.
GUUCACUUGUACCAGUCAGCAAGCGACAAGCAAUUCAAAUAAAAAAAAUCAAGUAACAUGAAGGUUGCCAUAAUAGGAGCUGGAACCAGUGGCCUAACAUCCAUCAAAUGUUGUCUUGAUGAGGGUUUGGUACCUAUCUGUUUUGAGAGAAGUGAAGAUAUAGGUGGUGUGUGGAGGUAUACACCAGAUGUUGAAUAUGGCCGAGCCAGCAUCUACCAGUCCGUUGUUAGCAACACCAGCAAAGAAAUGAUGUGUUACAGUGAUUUCCCAUACGCUGAAGACACUCCUAACUUUCUGCACAACACGAAAAUGCUGGAAUAUUACAGGGAAUAUGCCGAGAAAUUCGGUCUGCUGAAAUAUAUUCAAUUUACGACAUUGGUACACAGUGUGAAGAAAUGUCAUGACUUCCCCACAACUGGCCAAUGGGAAGUCACCACAGUAAAAGAUGGAAAGCAAAAUACAGCCAGUUUUGAUGCUGUAAUGGUUUGUUCUGGUCACCAUGCUGAACCAAAUUAUCCAUUGGAGUCAUUUCCUGGCAUAAACACAUUUAAAGGUAAAUACUUUCACACUCGAGAAUACAAGACUGCUGAAGAAUAUAAAGGAAAACGAGUUCUCAUUGUAGGCAUGGGAAAUUCUGGAACUGACAUUGCUGUAGAACUCAGUCGAGUUGCUUCUCAGGUGUAUCUUAGUACAAGAAAGGGAUGCUGGGUAAUGAGUCGAGUUUUUGAACAAGGUUAUCCUUGGGAUAUUUGCUUUGACACUCGGUUUCAGAAUUGGUUGCGUAACAUUCUUCCACCCAGUGUUGUCACCUGGUUAAUUAAUAAGAAAGUUAAUGAAUGGUUUAAUCACAGAAAUUAUGGUCUACAGCUCAUGGACAGUUCCCAGUUUAAAGAACCAAUACUGAAUGAUGAACUGCCAAGCCGUAUAACAUGUGGUUUUGUGCUGGUCAAGCCACAGGUGACACAAUUCACAGAGAAUGGGGUCAAAUUUGACGAUGGAACUAUAGAAGAAAAUAUUGAUGUUGUCAUCUUUGCCACUGGAUAUGCUUUCUCAUUUCCCUUUUUGGAUGAAUCAGUUCUUAAAGUGGAAGAUAAAAAAGUAUAUCUGUAUAGAAACAUAUUUCCUGUAGGUUUGGAAAAACCCACGUUUGGUGUUAUUGGCCUUAUCCAACCACUCGGACCUAUAAUGGCUGCUGCAGAGGUCCAGGCACGGUGGGUCACCAGAGUUUUUAAAGGUUUGUGCAAAUUUCCCUCACUCGAAGAGGUAUUGAUUGAUAUUGAAAAUAAAAAAGAAACACUACAAAAAAGGUUUGGGACAGGAAGUGCCAACAUUUUACAGCUGGAUUACAUUAAAUACCUGGAUGAGAUGGCCACUGAUAUGGGGAUUAGGCCUAAUAUUUUAAGAAUAUUUCCAACAGACCCCUAUUUAGCCUUGGCACUUUUGUUUGGCCCUUGCACCCCAGCCCAGUACCGCCUAGUAGGGCCGGGAAAGUGGCCACACGCCAGGAAACAAAUUAUGACUACGUGGGAUCGUAUUAUAAAGCCACUGAAAACCCGAUCUGUAAAAAGUGAGGAACCCAACGCACUGACAAUGCCAUACAUUUUAGGUGCACUUUGUGUUCUUGCUCUGUUUUUAUCAGUAUUUUUUUCCAAAUAUUAAUACUGUCCAUCAUUGUUUUUUUAUAAAACAAAAGUCACAGAAUACCAGA